CCCCUUCCCCGUCUUCUCUCCAGCAACGUCGCCAUCACGAGCCACCUCCGAUGAACUCACAACAAUACAGCCCGUCGUACGCGCACGGAGCGCCUGAACAACCCUCCUAUCCCUGCCCUUCGCGUCAUGACCACUCUCUGCACCCUCCGUCCGGAUCGCCCGCGUCACCCAUAGCUUCACGCCAGCGACACCCUCCAGUGCGACCUAUCGGGACACAAUCCAUUGAACCGAGCCAUUCCCUUACACCUGCGCAAGGCAGGCCGUACUCCGCGGCGUCAUAUACCACCUUCAGCGAACGUUCUACACACGGUCAUGCUCGCGAGCGCUGGCAGCCCGCGGACCCAUCGGUUCUGCUUCACACUCCUCGAGCCCAGGACUAUCGCAAUUCUAUCGCAACAUCAACAGCUUCUACAAUCAUCCCUCCCAGGCGCCCCGCGCAGGUCUCGUCGAGCCUCACCCUACCACCAGCGCAGUCGCCAUAUGGGAUCUACCAAGAGUUCACGCCACCGCUGAACAUCGCACUGGACCCAGGUCAGAUGAGGCUGGCAGCUCCUUGCGCCAAUCUCGACCGCAAUGUCAUCUGCUGGGUAGGUCGCGUCCUCGCACCUGGGAUCGUGCAUAUCAGUGCGGAUGGGAGGUCAACAAUUGCUCGACUUGCUCGGGUCGUGUGUGGUUGCGCGAUUGCGCGUGAAGCUUACCUGCUCAAUCGCCGGUAGGACGUUGGCAUGCGCGGCGACGCGUCAAAUUCUCGUUUGUACUUCUCUCACUUGCGCACACAUAUACUAAAGCCAGGAAUUCUGUUCGAGAGUAGAUGUAUCUCAUAGUGUAUUGUGGAAUAGAAGGCAGGACGUGCAUUCAGUAUGUACGAGGAAGCAUCUUGUCGGCAAGACGCAGCUAACCAGCG
Messenger RNA from Schizophyllum commune H4-8, 904 nucleotides. RefSeq lists its product as uncharacterized. The transcript has a single exon. The coding region runs from base 51 to 716 and encodes 221 amino acids. Lineage: Eukaryota; Fungi; Basidiomycota; Agaricomycetes; Agaricales; Schizophyllaceae. The record is from RefSeq and is a predicted model, not a curated record.